AUGCCGAAUUAUGCAAAAUUUAUGAAAGACCUUCUUUCAAAGAAGCGCAAGUUGAAGGAGUGUGAAACAGUGACCCUGACGGAGGAAUGCAGUGCUAUCAUCCAGAAGAAACUUCCUCCCAAGCUGAAAGAUCCAGGCAGUUUCAGUAUUCCUAUAGCCAUAGGAAAUAUUGAAGUAGGAAAGGCAUUAUGUGAUCUGGGAGCGAAUUUUGUAAUUUUGAAUAUGGAAGAAGAUGCGGAGAUUCCCCUACUGCUCGGGAGGCCAUUCCUAGCCACCGCAAGAGCUAUGAUUGAUGCAGAUCAAGGAAAACUGAUGCUUAAGAUGAAUGAAGAGACGGUCACCAUUCACGUUUUCGAAUCAAUGAAACAUCCGUCAGAUGGAGGAAACUGUUUUAUGGUUGAUAUUAUAUAA
Messenger RNA from Gastrolobium bilobum, 411 nucleotides. RefSeq lists its product as uncharacterized. Bases 1 to 411 code for a protein of 136 amino acids. The transcript is spliced from 2 exons. The record is from RefSeq and is a predicted model, not a curated record. NCBI's taxonomy places the organism in Eukaryota, Viridiplantae, Streptophyta, Magnoliopsida, Fabales, Fabaceae.